AUGGAAGAAACUCUCCGGUCAAGAGCGAGGAUCGGAACGCACGAUGGGACCGUCUCCUGCGGCGCGGCGCUGGCGUGCUUUAUGCUGAAGCAGCUUCCUCAAUACCGUGAUGCGGAGAUCGUGAGAUCAAGAGAUGAAACCGUGCUUUCCACAUGCGACGUUCUUGUUGACGUAGGCGGGACGUACGACCAUGCCACUCGGCGAUACGAUCAUCAUCAAGAGUUCCUCACGGCGAGGUUGAGCACGCCGCGGUCAGGGAAGAAGUGGAAGACACAUUUGAGCAGCGCAGGGCUGCUGUUCAAGCACUACGGGGAAGAGAUCAUCAGCUGCGUUCUCAAUUGCCCUGUGGAGGAUCCCAAGGUAGAAGCCGUCUUCGACAAGGUCUAUGAAAACUUCGUCGAGGAGAUUGAUGCCUUCGACAAUGGGAUCGAAGUCUGUCACCAGCGUCAUCUCAAGUACCGAAUCAGAACAAGUCUCCCCUUCCGGGUCAGAGGCCUCAAUCCAGUAUGGAAUGACAAAAGCAAAAAUUCGGACGAAAUAUUCUCCGAGGCAAUGCAGAUGACAGGGCGAGAAUUCCUUGACCGCAUAAGAUUCUAUGGGGAAGUCUGGUGGCCUGCCCUGGAGCUUCUUAUUAAUGCAGUGGGAGAAAGAUUCCAGGUGGAUGAGAGCGGAAUGAUCCUGGAAUUACCGGAUGGAGGCUUCCCAUGGAAGAAACACCUCUUCCACCUCGAAGAUGAAGGAGCCAUACCCAAAUAUCAGGUUUUCUUCGUCAUCUACAAGCGCUCAAGGCCCGAAUUAGACUGUCAAGAAACACCCUCGGAAGAGGAAACUUUCGAGACGUGGAUGGUCCAAGGAGUUCCCUUCGCCUCGGAUCCAUCCAUUUCCAGGCAAGCAGGGCCGGUCAUCUUUCCGGAGGAGUGGAGGGGGCUCAAGGGACAAGAGCUGGAAGAGAAAUCGGGUCUGUCUGGGGUCAAAUCCGUGCGGCGGAAUGGGUACAUAGGAGAGCAUGAGACGCGUGAAGGGGCUAUCAGCAUGGCCAAGAGGGCUCUGAAAGAGUCUGAAUCCAAAGUACAGUUUCUACAGGCUUUGGGGACGAGGUUUAGUGUGGAUGAGAGCGGCCACAUCCUGUUUCUAUCAUCUGGAUGGUCCAAAUGGAUUAUACAUCUCUUCCAUUACGAAGCACAAGGAAUCAUACCCAAGAAUGAAAUACUCUUCGUCAUCUUCAAGGAUAAUAGAAUUCACUAUUCGUGGAAGGUUCAAACGGUUCCCAUCAGUUCAGAUUUACCUACUUCACGGCAAGUGCAGGUGCCUUUGCUUCAAAAGCAAGAGUUUGAAGAAAAAACAGACCUGCGUGGGAUCAAGUUUGUGCACAUGAGUGGACACCUAGGAGACCACGAAACACGCGACGGCGCAAUCAGCAUGGCGAAAACGUCUUUGGCCGCUUUCCAACCGCGACUGCUGCUCCUUAAGGCUCUGGACGCAAGGUUCAAGGUGGACGAGAGUGGAAACAUUCUCGUGCUAUCAGCCGGAUGCUCCGGAUGGGAGAAGCAUCUCUUUCACUUGGAAGCGCAAGGAAUCAUUCCAAAAAACGAGGUGUUUUUGGUCAUCUUCAAGGAGGAGGACGAUUCCGCCGUUUGGAAGGUUCAGGCUGUUCGUCUAAGCUCGGAUUCAGUCAUUUUGAGGCAAGCGCGGUUCAAAUGUCUCUCAAGGAGCAAACCGAAAGAAUCCGAAUUAUCCACCACUUCUCUUGCAUUCAGGGUGCCUUUGCUCCACGAGUCUGAACAGGUUGAAAAUCCGGAAGGACCGACGGGGACGAUAUUCGUGCACGAACACGAAACACGCGAAGGAGCCAUCAACACGGCCAAGAAGUCCCUGGCUGCUUUUCUACCGCGACUGCAGCUUCUCAAGGCCCUGGACGCUCGAUUUCUCGUAAGUUCUUCCCCGCCAUUCUGCGAGAGAACUUGCCGUUCGUCACCGUCGAUCUCACAGAUGGAUGAAAGUGGGAGGAUCCUGACGCUACCAGCCGGAAAGUUCGAAGUGAAGGAGUACUUCCCCUUCAAGGAUUCCUUCUACGAGUUAGAAAGACAGGGAAUCAUGCCAGAAAACAUGAGUUUCCUCAUAUUCCCCGACUCGACAGGCAUGUGGAAGGUCCGGGCGCUCCCCAUCGGCCCAAGAAACUCCACCCCGAGGCAAGCGCUGUUCAUCGCCUCCCGAAGGACAAUUUAG
Messenger RNA from Darwinula stevensoni, 2226 nucleotides. NCBI's taxonomy places the organism in Eukaryota, Metazoa, Arthropoda, Ostracoda, Podocopida, Darwinulidae. The record is from the annotation of a GenBank genome assembly.